GAGCAAAUAUGAAAAGUCAGGAGAAUUGAAAAUUAUUUUUGAGUGCUGGUGAACUUUUGUUCAUAACAAAUGCAAAAUUUGCAAAGCAGCAGUUUGUAGUGGCAAUGGAGAAGCCAUUGUAAUUUCAAGGAGUUUACUGACUCAUUUUGAUUUCUCCUUCAUAUUAAGAAAAGUCUAGAAUUUUGUAGUUUGCUCUGAGCAAGCAUGCUUUGGUUUUUUUUACUCUUGUUGCUGAAUAAAGGAGAAAGCGGGGGAGCUUCACAUACGGUAGCUUCAAAGAUUUUCUCACUAUGAAAGAUUCUUGCUUUCCAUCCCAGAGUCACAUGCCAUCCAGUCAAGGUCAGAUUUUACAGUCUCCUGACCAAGUUUUGAUAAAAACCUUGGGAUUGUUGUUGGUUAUUGGGAGCUUCUGCACAGACCUUUGCAUUGGUUACUGUGGAAAUUUGCCACCCCUUAGUUAUCUCUGCAGUCAUUAUUAAGAAGCUCCUGGCAGCUUUUAAGAGAUCGGAGACUCAUAUUACGUGAAACCAGAAUCAGCAGAAAUUGGGAACAGACAUGCAAAAGAACAGCUGGACCAAAGAGUGAGUGGUGCUGGAUAUGUGAAAGCAAAAAUGAGUUUGGAUCUCAAAAAUUCUGGUAAAGGACUCGAAGGAAAGCUAUCAAAAGACUUACAACCCAUUAAUAGUGCUUUAAUACCUCUUGAAGAGCGUGAAAAGAUCACUAUGCAAUUUAAAGCCACAGCUAAUAUUGGUGAGAAAAGAAGCAUUAUGGAGCCUAUAGUUGUCUUCUCUCGUAAAGAACAGUCUGGCAUGAGUGGCAGUGAUCCUGAUGACAAAAAAAGGAAGAAGUUGUCACAUGAUUUGGGGAUCAUAAACAUCAAAGAGAAGGAUAAAAAAAAAGAUAAAAUGGAGAGCACCAAGUUGAAAAAAGUAAUUAUAAAACAUAUAAUGGAGGAAUUCAAGGAAACCACGAAACCUGCAGAAUGUUCUUUCCUACAUAAAAAACCCCCACUAAGAUUGAGUGAAUUCACCAAGAAAAUGAACUGUACCAAAACCCAGAAUGUUCCAAGUUUACCUUUUAGUUUCACAGAUUCUAAAGUGCACAUGCAGGCUUGCAACAAAGAUAAUCUUGAAAAAGAGAAGCAUCUUUCUUUAGAACUUUCCAGCAAAAAUGGUAAAGAAGUCAAAUGCACACUCUCGUAUCAUCUGGCAAAGCUCCCCAAAUGUUGGAAGUAUAAAAAUGAAGAACCAACACCUACUGAUUCAGAGAAGAAUAUUUGUAAUUCAAGGAUUCAAGGAAAUGAAUUUGAACCUGUCACAUUUCAUUCAAGUUGGAGUUCCAAAUCCUCAUGUUCUUCCCUUGAAAACAUCGAAAAUACAGAUGUGGACCAAGAGAUGCAGAUUGUAGAAGACUUACAUGCAGCUCGCAUUGAGAAGAAGAUGGAUCUGCCUGUCGUGCAGGCUUGUGGAGAGUUAACUUGCAUGGAAAUAGAUCUUGCAGAUGAUGAAUCACAUAUAUCCUCUAAUAUUUUCUCUGGGUUGAAUACUUUGAUUGUGAUUGAUACUAAUAUAAUGAUCAGCCAUUUGACAUUCAUCAAAUCUUUGAAGAAUGCAACUAUCCCAGGCAUAGGCAAAUUUUUGCUAUUAAUUCCCUGGGUAGUUCUGCAAGAACUGGACAACUUAAAGCGAGGGAAGAUAUUGGAAAACGUUAGGCAAAAAGCAAUCCCUGCAGUUCACUUUAUCUAUACGUGCCUGAAAAAUCAAGAUCCAAAGUUGUGGGGUCAAUCCAUGCAGCUUGCUUCUCAAACAUCACAAAGUUUCAGUACUGAGAACAAUGAUGAUCGUGUGUUACAAUGCUGCCUUCAGUAUCAGAAUCUCUAUCCUCAAGCUGAAGUAAUCUUGCUGACGGAUGAUAAAAAUUUGUGCAACAAAUCCCUAGUGAGUGAAAUAAAGGCAUAUAGUAAAGCAGAUGUAGUUGCUGCAUUCCAGAAAAUGACUCCAAAGGGCACAAUUAUUAGUGAAGAUACUUCCAAUAACAAAUGGGAAAAAGGGUCCCCAAACCCCCAGGCUGCAGCCCAUUCAGAAUCAAGCUGCGGAAAUGGCGGAUGCAUGAUGGAACCAUCCCUUCAACCCCCCACUUCAGCUGCCAGUCUGCAAAGCUGGAAAGAUAAAUACCCCAAGAAGACUGAAACGAGUUCUACUAAUCGUCUUUCAGAAAUUAUUUUUGAUAUGGAAAAAAGCUUGGGAGAUGUUUUAUCUUCUAUUUUAGAAACAGAAUUGAAGAUUGCUUUUGGAGAUCUAUGGAUUGAGGUAGUAUAUCAUAAACCCCCUUGGACAUUAGCAAAUGUGUUGGAGUGUUACAAAAAACAUUGGGUGGCUGUUUUUGGACUAUUUAUAUCAAGAAGCCUUUUUUCAACUAUUGAAUAUCUCUAUGCACAUCUUUGUAAAGAUAAAAUAAUUGAAUAUUCAACAGUGAGGAAUGUCCUCUGGGAGUCAAAAAUGUUGUUGGAGAUGUUCAGUUCAAGAUCCACCUAUGAUGGUUUUCUUUCACGGGCUUUAGCUCAAGUGAAUAAAUUACUCAAGACUGUUGAAGAGAUGGAGUCAAGUACAGGAGAAAAUUCUAAAGAUACCCUGACAUCUAAUUUGGGAAAUGAUACAUGUGAAAAAAUGGAAGAUGUGAUUUUGUCAGAACACACUCAGACAGGAGCUAAGUCUCCAUUAACAAAGCCUCCAGCACAAGAAAAUAGGCAUAUGGAAAUUUGGUCCGUCCUUGAAAAUGUAUGGAACAGAAUCAAUGUGUUCAGUUUUGAAAUUUUCCAAAAAGUAGACCUUAGUGCUAUACCCCCGACUUCGAAUAUGUCUUCAUUUCAAGAAGCUUUUAUGGGUCUGCAGAAAUUAAUGAGCACAGUGAACGAAAUUCUUGCUGGAAUUCAGCAAGUUUUAGUGCCAAAUUGUAGCUUUCAGGAUGUUUGGGCUUUGUAUAGGUUCUUAACUAAUAAUGAGGUAAAUAAUAGUACAAAAUUUACUGCUGAGGAACUUUAUGACUGUAUUUCCCAAGAAACAUACAGAACACGGUUAUCAGUUGGAUGUGGCCAACUAAUUCAACUGGAACAUACUGUUAGACAGUGCUAUGAAUCGGUCCUUUUGGAAAUCAAGAACAGAGGAUGGCUCUAAGUCCUUCAAUUAACUGAAACAUUUGAAAGACUGGUUUUCACCAAGCAAAAUAAACCUAUGACCCAGCUACCUAAAAAGUUUAAACCUCUGUAAUUUAUUGAUCUUUCUUGCUGUUUUUAGCAACUUUGUUUGACGAUCACACUUAAAGAAACAUUAAUCCAUGGUUUGGCCUUAUUUUAUACAUGUUUGUAUAUGUGUGUGUUUCCACUUCCUGGAAGAAGGCAGAGAUAGAACUGGGACCAUGGUGAAGGGAUUUUUAAAUCUCCUUGACAACAUUAGCUUUUACUUCUCAGGUAAAUCACUACUUUACAGGUAGAGUAAUUUUUAAAUCUUAUAUUACCCAUUCCGAGAGCAAUAUUCUAAUGACAAUGACAUACAGUCAUGGUCGAAAUUGUUGGCGCCCCAGAAAUUUUUCCAGAAAAUCAAGUAUUUCUCACAGAAAAGUAUUGCAGUA
Messenger RNA from Ahaetulla prasina, 3627 nucleotides. RefSeq names its product SWT1 RNA endoribonuclease homolog (gene SWT1). The transcript is spliced from 18 exons. Lineage: Eukaryota; Metazoa; Chordata; Lepidosauria; Squamata; Colubridae. The coding region runs from base 612 to 3173 and encodes 853 amino acids. Gene Ontology annotation, cellular component: nucleus. The record is from RefSeq and is a predicted model, not a curated record.